CAGUGCUCUUAACUCCUGAGCCAUCUCUCCAGUCCCUAUUUGAUUGUUUCCCCCCACUUUUUCUUUAAAAAGAGAUUUUAUUUAUUUAAUGUAUGUGAGUACACAGUAGCUGUCUUCAGACACCCCAGAAGAGGGCAUCUGAUCCCAUUACAGAUGGUUGUGAGCCACCAUGUGGUUGCUGAGAAUUGAACUCAGAUCCUCUGGAAGAGCAGUCAGUGCUCUUAACCACUGAGACACCUCUCCAGCCCCUAGAGCAACAACUUUACAGAGAUUUUUCUUGAAGGAGUUUUCCCCUUGGAAUAAGGAUGAGGAGGAUCAUGGCGCUUGGGCAGGUGAUGGAAACGGAGAAGAACACUUGGAAGUGUCUGGUGGCAAUUUGGCUUUUUCCGAGUUUUAAGACUUGACCACAUUGUGAUGACUGUAAAGAACAUUGAAGACACCACCAUGUUUUAUUCCAAGAUCCUGGGCAUGGAGGUCACUACUUUCAAGGGAAACCGGAAAGCAUUGUGUUUCGGAGACCAAAAAUUUAACUUACACGAGGUGGGAAAGGAAUUUGACCCCAAAGCAGCUCACCCUGUUCCAGGCUCCCUGGAUGUUUGUUUGAUCACAGAAGCACCCCUGGAGGAGGUGAUCGAGCGCCUAAAGGCUUUUGAUGUCCCCAUUGAAGAGGGCCCAGUAUUCAGAACAGGAGCAAAGGGGCCUAUUCUAUCCAUCUACUUCCGAGAUCCGGACAGAAAUCUCCUUGAGGUGUCCAGCUAUGUCACUUCAUGAUUGACACUGGCUUUUUCUUCUAUUGUGAUCCACAAAAUGUCAUUUUACCUAAUUUCCUACAAAUCCCAGAGACCUCGAAGAACUGAGAACUUCGGCAACAGGUUUAUGGUGCAAACGUUUGUGUCUAGAAAGCCUCCAUUCAAGCUACUCCAAUAAACGACAAAUCUCUCCAUA
This is a messenger RNA of Mus musculus (house mouse), 945 nucleotides long. RefSeq names its product glyoxalase domain containing 5 (gene Glod5). The coding region runs from base 415 to 771 and encodes 118 amino acids. NCBI's taxonomy places the organism in Eukaryota, Metazoa, Chordata, Mammalia, Rodentia, Muridae. The transcript has 4 exons. The record is from RefSeq and is a predicted model, not a curated record.